AUGGAAAAUUUAUUUGUUACAUUAAAUGAUUUACCAGAUGAAAUUCUUUUGAUAAUUUUUACAAAAUUAAAGAACGUUUCACUACUCUACUCUUUAGUAGGUGUUAACAAACGACUCAACACAAUUGUACGUGAUCCAAUUUUUACAAGUCAUUUAACAUUCAUGAGAUGUUUGUUAGAUGAUUCCAUAUACCCCUUACCUGAUUCAACGCUUGAUCGAUUUUGUUCACAAAUUUUACCGGUAAUUCAUUGUCAAAUCAAAUGGCUUGAUCUUGAAUCAUCAUCUAUGAAACGUAUACUUCGUGCUGUAAAUUAUCCAAAUAUAUAUGGACUUGGUUUAUUUGACAUUGACUUAGAAACAGCUCAAUUCCUCUUUGUUGAAUUGCAUGUCUCUUUGGGAAAAUUCAUCGACUGUCUUUAUAUACUUGAUGGACGUUUCAAUCAACUUCGCACAUUUCAUGUUAAUAUUUCUCGCAUUUCCGUUUGUGGUCGAAAACUUAAUAAUAAGGAAAAACUACCUAAUUUAAGAUGUUUUUCGCUACACUCUUAUAUAUUUACAGAUGCUUAUGAUGAAUUAAUUAUACCACUUCUAUAUCGAAUGUCAAAUUUAGAAGAACUCGAUUUAAAUCUUUCUCUUUCUAUGAAAAAAGCAUUUGUUGAUGGAAAUGAUUUGAAGAAAAAUAUUAUCAAUCAUAUGUUACGAUUAGACAAAUUUACAUUUAAUAUUCGUUCAGUUCUUCAUCUUCAUAAUGAAAUUAAUUUACCAUCAAAUGAAGAUAUACAAAAUACAUUUCGUGAUUUUAAAAAUAACCAUAUAAUUUCUUGCCUCGAUUAUUUUCAAGAACAACAAAGUAGCCAGUGUCUUAUUUAUUCAUAUCCAUAUACAUCAAAAUUUUAUAAGUAUAUAACAAAUAAUUUUUCAGGUGGAUUAUUCAAAUGUGUUCGUGAAAUAUCAUUAUUUGAUGUACAUCCUUUUGAACAUGAAUUUUUCCUUCGAAUUUCUCAAUCAUUUCCAUUUAUGCAAAAAUUGGCUUUACGCAAUUAUAAACCACAAAAUAACAAAUUAUGUAAAGAAUCAAAAAAUGACAAUCAAGAUUUAUCCAUCAUUAAAUAUCCUCAUCUUACUAAUCUUACACUUAGUAGAUCUCAUGAUGAUUAUGUUGAACAAUUUCUACUUGAUACGAAAACAUGUUUACCGAAUAAUGUUCAUCUUAACGUCACUUAUCAAACCUUGGAAAGGGUGACACAUAAUUUUACAAGAGAUGCAACACGAAUCAAUUGUCAAAAACUGAAGUCUUUAUCUAUAGAUCCUAUUCGAAUAUUUAAACAUGUCAAAAACUAUUUUCCUCAUACAGAAAUAUUCUGA
Molecule: messenger RNA, 1365 nt
Organism: Rotaria sordida
Lineage: Eukaryota; Metazoa; Rotifera; Eurotatoria; Philodinida; Philodinidae
Source: the annotation of a GenBank genome assembly